AUGAUUCCUCCAAAUUUCUGCUACACAUCCCCUGACAAAAUCUUCGUCACUUCCAUCUUCCACUUCGUACUGUUAGCGACUCAAACCUUCUCUCUUGAUCCAAAGUUUAAGGCCUGUGAGCCCAAAUCAUGUGGCAAAGGUCCCGAGAUCUCCUUCCCAUUCUAUCUAUCAGGCAAGCAAGAAUCUUUUUGCGGCUAUCCCAGUUUCGAGCUCAGUUGUAAUGAUCAACAAGAGCUCCCUGUUCUCGGGAUCUCCGGUGAGGAUUACGUCAUCAAGAACAUAUCUUACUUGAAUCGGUUGUUAGAGGUCGUGAACUCAAGGGUGUUUCGUGAUCCAUGUCCUAGCCCUAUGCAUAAUCUUACCCUCGAGAGGACUCCUUUCUCUGUGAGCCCUUCUCAAACCAACUUCUCCAUAUUUUACAAUUGCACGGACCACCGGCCAGAUGAUUUUCGGACAUAUCCUCUUUCUUGUCCUGACAACACGAGUCCUGGAUCUUUUGGGAUCUUCCACAAGGAGAUUCUGGAAAAAGAGCAAGACUUUGCAUCUAGGCCUUGCCAGAAACUGGUCAAUGUUCCCGUUUCUUCAAGUGUGAACCGGCAUAUACCAAUGACCUAUACCGGGAUUUUGAAGAUGGGGUUUGUUCUGAAUUGGACUGCACACAGUUGCUUCCGCUGCAACAGCAGUGGUGGGCGAUGUGCAACUGUUGAUAAGGAAUUCGUUUGCUUAUGUCCUGAUGGACCUAACAUUCAUGAUACUUGCAGGAAUGAUGGUAUCAACUGGAGGGUCAAGAUUGCCAUAGGUGUUGUUGCAAUAUUCGUGGGAUUAGCUAUAGCGAGCAUAGUUUGGUUUAUCUACCAUCGUAAAACAACAAAAAUUUACAGAAAUUCUUCAGCAUUGCUUUCAAGAAACAUCUCCUCAGAUCCAUCUUCAAAGUCUCCAGACAUAGAGAAAGCAGAGGAAUUGUUAGUCGGAGUUCGUCUCUUCUCUUACCAAGAGCUUGAAGAAGCCACUAACAACUUCGACCCGACUAAAGAACUCGGCGAUGGAGGCUUUGGCACUGUCUACUACGGUAAGCUUAAAGAUGGACGAAGCGUAGCUGUGAAACGGUUAUACGACAACAACUUCAAAAGAGCAGAGCAAUUCAGGAACGAAGUCGAGAUCUUAACCGGUUUACGCCAUCCAAACCUCGUGGCUCUCUUUGGUUGCUCCUCGAAACAGAGCCGUGACUUGCUGCUAGUGUACGAGUAUGUUGCAAACGGCACGUUAGCUGAUCAUCUACAUGGUCCUCAGGCUAACCCUAGCUUGCUUCCUUGGUCUACACGUCUCAAGAUUGCUAUUGAAACCGCCUCUGCUUUGACAUAUCUCCACGCCUCCAAGAUCAUCCACCGUGAUGUUAAAUCCAACAACAUCCUUCUCGACCAGAACUUCAACGUCAAGGUUGCGGAUUUCGGACUCUCGAGACUGUUCCCGAUGGGUCAAACGCACGUAUCAACGGCACCACAAGGAACUCCAGGCUACGUUGAUCCAGAUUACCACUUAUGUUAUCAGCUCUCAAACAAAAGCGAUGUGUACAGCUUCGCUGUAGUGUUGAUGGAGCUUAUCUCCUCGCUUCCAGCUGUCGACAUCACGAGACCGCGACAAGAGAUCAACCUGUCGAACAUGGCAAUCCUUAAAAUCCAGAACCAUAAGCUCCACGAAAUGUUGGAUCCUUCGCUCGGGUUCGACACGGAUACAAGAGUGACACAGACGGUGAUCGCAGUCGCUGAGCUGGCCUUCCAGUGCUUGCAGUGUGAUAAAGAUCUUAGGCCGUGUAUGUCGCACGUGGUGGAGACACUGACGAAGAUACAGAACAAUGGGUUUGGUUCGGAAAUGGAUGAUGAUGAUUCAGAUGUGAAGAAGGUUGGAGCUUUGCCAACGCAGUCUCCUGAUUCUGUUAUUAUGAAAUGGGACAGUAAGUAA
Microthlaspi erraticum is the source of this 1959-nucleotide messenger RNA. The record is from the annotation of a GenBank genome assembly. Lineage: Eukaryota; Viridiplantae; Streptophyta; Magnoliopsida; Brassicales; Brassicaceae.